GGGUGAUGGAGAUUUCUUGGGAUCCCCUCGAUGUGCUCACAGUAAAUUUAACCAUGGAGGCUGUACUGAGAGCGGUGUGCUGAUUGUGGUCCUCACGCAAUGAGGCGCCGAGCUCCGGGCCGGUGUGAGGAUGAACGGGGCGUGAAGAGGCUCUGGAUCCUGGCUGUGACGGCGCUCAUCGCCGCUCAGACUGCCGCAGGAUCACCGCUGCUCCUGGACCCGGAGGAUUUUCUGGAAAAGUAUGGCUACCUCCAUCGCGAUCACCACAUCCACAAUACAGCUGAGAUGCAGUCUGCUGUCCGUGAAUUCCAGUGGUUGUCCCGUCUGCCCAUCACAGGUGAACUUGACAGCGUCACCCUGCGGCGGAUGGCAGAGCCCCGCUGCGGGGUGUCAGAUGAGGGCAGCCAGCAGAUCUGGAAUCAGAGAGUAAAUUUCAUCUUUACUGGACAGCGACUGCUGCAGCAGCGUAGGAGACGCUCCGCUGCAGAAGCUGACAAGUGGUACAAGCGCCACCUGACCUACCAGAUCGUGAACUGGCCUCAGCACCUGUCCCUGGGCUCCGUCCGGCUGGCUGUGCGUGCUGCCUUCCAGCUGUGGAGCAACGUGUCAGGCCUGGUCUUCCAGGAGGCCCCCGGUGGGCCCGCAGACAUCAGGCUGGCUUUUUACGAAGGAGACCACAACGAUGGGGCCAGCAACGCUUUUGAUGGACCAGGAGGAACCUUGGCUCACGCCUUCCUGCCUCGCCGAGGCGAAGCCCACUUUGACAUGGCAGAGAGGUGGACGCUAAACGGGCACAAGGGGCACAACCUCUUUAUGGUGACCGCCCACGAGAUCGGACACACUCUGGGACUGGAGCACUCCCCCGUGCGUCACGCUCUAAUGUCACCGUACUACAGAAAGCUCGGCCGCAGCCUGGUUCUGAGCUGGGACGACAUUAUUGCUGUGCAGCAGCUGUACGGUAAACCAUUAGGCGAUCGCCUGGUGAGGUUGCCAGGUCAGGUUUUGCACGCUGCGCUGCAGGAGUGGGAGUUCGCUGAGCUUCAAAGCAGACAUGACACCCCAGGACAGCCUCUCUACUGCAAAGGCGUCUUUGACGCCAUCACUAUAGACCAGAAUAAGACGGUGCUGGUGAUUCGGGGCAGCGUGUACUGGACUGUACCGGCUGAAGGCAGCGUAAGCGGCCCGCUGCCUCUCCAUCAGCGCUGGUCUGACCUCCCUCCGGCCAUUGAGGCUGCUGCCUUCUCUCCGCUGGACUCCAAGUGGUAUUUUUUCAAAGGGAAGCGGAUCUGGCGCUACACAGGCAGCACGCUGGACCCCGGCUUCCCCAGGAAGAGCAGUGAGUUAGGACUGCCUCAGCACCCUGACUGUGCCUUCUACUAUGCUCCCCUGGGUCACAUGGUCCUCUUCAAGGGCUCCCGUUACUCUGUACUCAACCUUAAAACCUUGCACCAAGAACCCUAUUACCCCCGCAAGCUGACAGACUGGACUGGAGUGCCACAGGGCACCAACGGGGCUCUGACCCGUCCAGAUGGCCGCCUUUACCUCUUCAGAGAACAGCGAUUCUGGAGGUUUGAUCCAGUGAGGGUGCGAGUCACCAAAGACGGCCGCUGGGCCAAAGACCUGAGCUGGACUGGCUGCAGGAACACUCCUCAGAGCAACAACAUCCUUUGACCAGCAGAGGGGGCUGCAGGAUUUAAAGUGCAAUUUGUUGAUGUGCUACAGCUCUUCAGCACAUACAGUAUUUACAGUGCAUAGCAGUUAAUAUUAGUAUGUAUGGAAGUGUAAUUACAGCCUUAGUAACAGUUCAGAUAACAGGACUGCACAGUCUUCACUGAGCUGUUUGAAGGAAGAAGAAAGAUUGAACAGCUGGAACUUUGCUUUUUUCUUUUGGACACUGACAGAGAAAAGAAAAAAGACAAAGAACAUGCUUUAUCAUCAUCAACAAUGCCACAAUUAUGUAUACAUUACAACACUUUCGCUACUGAUUUUUAAUCCCUCAUGACUGCACAGCAGUCAGCAUGACAGAGUGUGUGAGAGAGCAGUGCAGGUGAGUCAUCUAUGGUGAUGUUGGGCCAGCAGUGUGAUUUUUUUUUUUUAUUAAGAAAACAGUUGGGGAAAAAUACCCAAAACAAAUGUAACUAUCAGUGCUUCAACAUUCAAUCAAAGGUGAAAUUAUGAUUGAUUUGGAUUUGCGAAUUCGGCUGCGUGAAUAUGCACACCAGCACUCACUUCUCAUCUCCUAAUUCACGCUAUAUUAACAUGUGAUUAUUUUUCCAUCCCUGGAGUGGCUCUCUGUCUGCGUGUAUGAAGGUUAUUGAAUGAAUUCUUGCAUGAGCACACACACAGCUGUCAGGACACAACAACAGAGCCGUUUUAUUCUUUUAGUCAUUUCUCUUUUAGCCUAAAUCACUGAACACUUUGCACACUACUUGCUUACAGUACUCGCUUUCUUCCAGUAACACUUAUUUCCAGUAAACAGUUAAACACUUUGACAUCUUUGAGCUGCCUCGCUUGCCCACACAGAGCAGCCCAGCGGGAGCAACUCCUACCCUUUAAUUACACGCAUUUAAACAGGCACUGACCUCAUAAAGCACAAGCCAAAAAAAAAAAAAAAAACAGACUCCAAUUUAUCUGUUAGG
This is a messenger RNA of Archocentrus centrarchus (flier cichlid), 2639 nucleotides long. RefSeq names its product matrix metallopeptidase 28 (gene mmp28). The transcript has 8 exons. Gene Ontology annotation, cellular component: extracellular matrix. Gene Ontology annotation, biological process: proteolysis; collagen catabolic process; extracellular matrix organization. Gene Ontology annotation, molecular function: zinc ion binding; metalloendopeptidase activity. The record is from RefSeq and is a predicted model, not a curated record. The coding region runs from base 100 to 1671 and encodes 523 amino acids. Lineage: Eukaryota; Metazoa; Chordata; Actinopteri; Cichliformes; Cichlidae.